AACCGCUAAAUAUUCAGAAGAAGAAAGAAGAUGGUUGCAGCUGACAAUUAAGGUUGGCUUGUGUCCGAUUUGGGCGUUUUUACGGUUGAUAGUAACUUUUCUGUUUUGGUAUUAAACAUCCUUUGCCUUCUUUUCGGUGGCUGGAAAGUGGGCAGACGCUACUUUGCUCUCGACUGCAAAACAAAAGACAAUUGUGGCAGCGCAGCGGAAAAGUACGGCCACUGUCUGAGAGUGAACGAGGAGGUGAUGGACAAUUUUUAACGUGGUGCAUUGGAACGUGGGGUAGAUUCCCUCCGUGUUUUAAAUCACGGUUGACGCCCAAAACAGACAGUCGGGAAGAAGAUCAACACGAGAGGAAUUGUAAACAAAGAUGGCAGCGCACAUUGUUUCCAGCAGCAUGUGAAGACACCGAAACACUGAGGUAUCUUGACUGACGAGCCUCGGUCGGUGUUUUGCUUCGUGUUUUGAGACCACAUUGGACGAACGCCACUACAUCCGCCAAGUCAGAUCUAAUUAAUUUGUGUAGCCUUUAAUCGCAAAAGAAUCUCAAAGGGCGUCACCAGCCCAUAGUGGACAAAGAUUUGCGACAUCGGCCUGAUCUAAACCUCAUUGAUUCCGCUGAAGUGGUUACCUUACAGAAGAAGAUCGUUUUUUUUCUUUUGUGGAGUUACUUUGCCAAUUGUUUUCCUAACCAUGGAUCCUGGGAAAAAAGUUAUUCCUGCCAGGAAGAAGAAAAAGAUGAUGUCCAUUCAAUUAAAACAUGAAAUAAUUGAAAAAUAUGAGCGAGGCGUACGCGUAGUCGACUUGGCGAGGCUGUACGACCGUAACACUUCAACGAUAUGUUCUAUACUGAAGCAAAAGGAGUCGAUAAAGGCUAUAACACCAGCCAUGGGUGUUAAAAUAAUUUCAAGACUCCGCACUUCUGUCCAUGAAAAGAUGGAGAGGCUGCUGCUGGUGUGGUUAACGGAGAAGCAGCUGACGAGGUGUCCUUUGACAGAGGGUGCCAUCUGCGAAAAAGCGCGGGCCAUUUACACCGACUUGCUGCAGCAGACCCCAGGCUCUUCAACAGACGGGGCACCAGAAGACUCGUUUAAAGCCAGCCGGGGUUGGUACGACAAUUUUAGGAGGAGGAUCAGCUUUCCCUCCGAUGUUGGGCAUGUUGGCGCUACGAGCUCCAGUGUGAACAAGGAUUGCCGCAAAACAUUUACAGAUGUGAUAGCAGCCGAAGGAUACGUCCCUCAGCAGGUCUUCAACUGUGACGAGACGGGCCUCUUCUGGAAAAGGAUGCCUAGGAGAACUUUCAUAACGAUCGAGGAAAUGAAGAUGCCUGGUCACAAACCUAUGAAAGAUCGAUUAACCCUCACAUUGUGUGCCAAUGCGAGUGGCGAUUGCAAGAUCAAGCCACUGCUUGUUUACCAUUCGGAAAAUCCCAGAGCCUUUAAAUCGCACAAGAUUAUUAAAGAAAAACUGCAGGUUAUGUGGAGGGCCAACCCCAGGGCGUGGGUCACCAGGCAGUUUUUUGUAGAGUGGGUCAACCUGGUCUUUGGUCCUGCUGUGAAAAAGUACCUCCAGGUAAAAAACCUCCCCCUGCAAGCCCUUCUUAUCUUGGACAAUGGUCCCGCUCACCCACACAACCUCCAAGAUGACAUUCUUGAAGAUUUUAAGUUUAUAAAGGUUUUCUACCUUCCACCUGAUUCCACCGCUCUGCUGCAGCCCAUGGACCAGCAGGUGGUUUGUAACUUUAAGAAGCUCUUCACCAGGCACCUUUUUCGCCGCUGCUUUGAGGUGACGCAGAGCUCAAAUCUCACCAUUCGAGAAUUCUGGAAGGAUCACUACAACAUUGUGUCAUGUCUCAAAAUUAUAGACAUGGCCUGGCAGGGUGUUACAAAGAGGACCUUGAUUUGUUCGUGGAAAAAGCUGUGGCCUGAGGUUGUGUCGGAAAGAGUCAUGUUCGAACCUGACACUGCGGUGGUGGAAGAGAUUGUGUCCCUUGGUAAAUCCAUGGGCCUGGAGGUGGACGAGGAAGAUGUGAGCGAGCUCGUCAAGGAGCACUCCCAGGAACUGACAUCGGAGGAGUUGAAGGCGCAACAGACACAGCAGCACGCAAAGGUUUUGCAGGAAAUCGAUACUGCCGCUGAGCCGGAGAUUGAUGAAGUUAUCUCUACGAGUGAGAUCAUGGAAAUGUUGGGAAUGUGGGAGAGACUUUCAAAUUUUAUUGAACGGAAACACCCGGAAAAAGUUGCAACUGGAUGCGCGUCGUCGCUAUUUAACGACACCUGCCUAGCUCAUUUCCGAAACAUUCUGAAGGAGCGGAAGAAACAACUGCUGAAACGGCCUGCGGGUGAAAGUGAGGAAAGUCUGAUGAAAAAGCCCAAAACAGAAGAUGAUUAAGUAGAGUGCGCUAAAAAAAUGGCACCUAAUUAUAAACCAGUUUGUUUCUCUACACUCUGUUUAUAAUAUUUAGCUUUUGUCCCAUACAGUGUUGUUUUUCUGUAUUAGCUACGUAACAAAAUAUUGAAGUGGGUUUAUGGUCUGUCAGGACAGUAAAUCAGAACAAAUGAAACUUGUAGGUCACAGUACCACUGCCACAGGACACUCCAGUGCCUUCUCCUUAGUGUUGCUACUUUGCCAAAAGAGAUGACGGUGGGGGCUUGAGUUGUUACCCAACAGUGGUACUAUCAAUAUUGAACCAGCCUAAUGUUGUGCGCUCAGAGAUUUGUUGAAUAUUAAUGUCAAUGGAGUGGCUGAGGGAUACAGCGCACUGGCUCCUGGAUCUGCCGCCGCGAUUGGACCCCCUCCUGCUGAUUUUCACGAAUGCGCCCUCGAUUGCAGAAGGUACCGAAUCGCACUGGUGGCCAUCGCCUGGACCAUCGGCAUGUUCAGUUUACUUCAUCACAAGGAGUUGACAUUCAUCUGCCUUGGGCUUUCCUUCUAUUGAUCUUCUGUGGAUUACUGGUGGCGGCGAGCAACCGCGUAUGGUUUGUUGACACCGGACCUGCUGCUAGCCAUCGACACAUGGACCUGAUUCACCUAUGUGGCGCUCUGGAUAUCAUGAGCCAUGUACACGCAAUUUGUUACAUCUCAGACCACGGCCACUCUACACCAUACGACAGGUGGGCAGGAGGAAGAGAAGGAGGCGCAACAGCUGGACAUGGAGUAGGAGCGACCCAAGUGGGACAAUUACACUGAGGACAAGUAGGCGGAGGAGGACGAAAGUCCUUGGCUGCAAGGGUGCAACAGAAUUUCAUAUGAGCGCCUGCAUUCAAAAAUAUUCAAAGUACGCAUGACUUUCGGACCUUUUUUACAGAUUAAUUGCUGUUCGACUUUGCAAAUGUAGUCAUUGAGAUGUCCGUCUCGUGUCAGUUCAACGCAUUCCUCUUUGCGGAGAGCAUUGUUGGGCUCUCUUUUAUUCCACCGGAAGUAGUCCUGUGCAUCACAUGGGGAAUGUGGCUUUAGCAUGUCCUCACAAUGUUCUCUUAUAGUAUAACCGCUAAUAUUACAACUUCUUUAUUUGGGUUAUUCAAACUUUUAUUUCUUCACACUGCCCGUUAGCUCUCAUCAAGUAACAGCUUUUCACACCAAAAAUACUUGGUAAUCAGGGUUGGUAAUGAAGCUGUUUAACGGC
Hippocampus zosterae (dwarf seahorse) is the source of this 3625-nucleotide messenger RNA. RefSeq names its product tigger transposable element-derived protein 1-like. Gene Ontology annotation, molecular function: DNA binding. NCBI's taxonomy places the organism in Eukaryota, Metazoa, Chordata, Actinopteri, Syngnathiformes, Syngnathidae. Gene Ontology annotation, cellular component: nucleus. The record is from RefSeq and is a predicted model, not a curated record. Bases 694 to 2391 code for a protein of 565 amino acids. The transcript is spliced from 4 exons.